Molecule: messenger RNA, 745 nt
Organism: Lolium perenne
Lineage: Eukaryota; Viridiplantae; Streptophyta; Magnoliopsida; Poales; Poaceae
Product: non-specific lipid-transfer protein 1
Biological process (GO): lipid transport
Molecular function (GO): lipid binding
Source: RefSeq, a predicted model, not a curated record
UUCCAACCACCAGCCUACCUCGUCACUCGUCACCUCCCUACAUAUAUGUCCUCUACCUGCUUCUCCUCAGUCACCACCUCUCUGAGAUCACACAAGUAGCUACUCCAUCUAUACUUGCCGAUCUAGCCACACUACACUUCGCUCGCUCGACGACCGACCAAUGGCUCCUGCGACCAUCCGAGGCGGCCGCGCGGUUGCGCCGGCGGCUCUGCUCGUCGUGGCGGCGCUACUGGCGGUGGUGGCGUUCGCGCCGCGGGGCGCGAGCGCGGCGCUGUCGUGCUCCACGGUGUACACCACGCUGUUGCCGUGCCUCGGGUACGUGCAGUCGGGCGGCAAGGUGCCGCCGACGUGCUGCGCGGGGAUCAAGAACCUCGUGUCCAGGGCAGGCUCCACGCCCGACCGCCGCGCCGCCUGCUCCUGCCUCAAGAGCAUCGCCGCCCGUGCCGGCGGCGGGCCGUACCUCAGCCGUGCCGAGGGGCUUCCCGGGAGGUGCAACGUCCAGCCGCCAUUCAAGAUCAGCCCCGACGUGAACUGCAACUCGGUAAACUGAGGACUGCUCUCCACGAUACAUGAAGGAUGUUGUUUCGCUGCAACGUAUAUAUGAGCCGUUGUGAAUCACGAACGUACCCUACAUGUGCAGUACUACUGCGAUCGAUGAGUUUACUAGAUGGCGAAUAAUCGUCUAACUGUAUUACACUUAAGAAAUACUCUAUUUAUGAAUAAAAUCGUUGGAUGUUUAGAGCAA